This is a messenger RNA of Lolium perenne, 1431 nucleotides long. RefSeq lists its product as uncharacterized. Lineage: Eukaryota; Viridiplantae; Streptophyta; Magnoliopsida; Poales; Poaceae. The record is from RefSeq and is a predicted model, not a curated record. Gene Ontology annotation, molecular function: DNA-binding transcription factor activity.
AUGGAGAUGCAGCUGUACUUUGGCAGCGGCGGCGGCGGCAGCGGCAGCGAUGUUGUUGACUGGUUCCAUCCGCUGGCCGAGUUCCCGGCGUUGCCGUUGUGUAUGUCGCCGCCGCCGCUCCUCACAAGCGACGGCACCUCCUUGCCCAUGGCCGCCGCAGCGCCUUCCCACGAUCCUGGCAGCGCUGGAGGUUACUCGUCGGCUAUCAUCCUGAGGGAGGACGCCACGACGGGCUUCUUGCCGAUGAUCCCUCCGCCGUUCGCUACAGAUGAUAUCGACAACAGCUACGUCCUCCCGCCGUUGCCUGCAGACCUUGCCACUGCAGGCCUCGACGACGCAUUGCUCAUGCAGCCGUUCAGCGACAUCGACCUGGACGCGUUCUGCAACGUCGACUUUAAGCCCGAGCCUGUUGAUCUUGACGCAGCAAUGGUGCCGCUGGGCCACGAUUUCGGGGAGCUUCCUAUGGCGAUCAUGAACCCGCUGCAGCAGAACAAUGCAUCGCGCGGCGGCGUCCUCCAGCUGGUCCACGACCUCCAAGCUGAGGACGAAGAAUCCAUCAAUGUCGUCGACAGGGUCUACGGCGCUGAGCAGACGGAGCCACCGCCGCGGCGUGUAAAGAGGAGCAGCGAGCGGUCAGGAGCAGCCGCCAGUGGCAAAAGCCUCGACCACAUCGGGUUCGAGGAGCUGCGCAAGUACUUCUAUAUGCCCAUCACCAAGGCGGCGCGGGAGAUGAACGUGGGCCUCACCGUGCUCAAGAAGCGCUGCCGCGAGCUCGGAGUCGCGCGGUGGCCGCAUCGUAAGAUGAAGAGCCUCAGGUCCCUCAUCCUCAACAUCCAGGAGAUGAGGAAGGGAGCCAUGUCUUCGGCGGAGGUGCAGCGGGAGCUGGAGGCGCUGGAGAGGUAUUGCGCGCGUAUGGAGGAGAACCCGGCAAUCGAGCUGACGGAGCAGACCAAGAAGCUGCGGCAGGCGUGCUUCAAGGAAAAUUACAAGAGGAGGAGAGCAGCAGCCGGGAGCUUGCUUGAUCACUGCUACCAUGAUUUUGGUCAUCAGGAGAUGAGCAAAGGCUGGCUGCUGCGUGCCCUGCCGGCAGAGAGGCUCGGCGGCACCUCAUGCUCACCGCCCUUCGACGUGGACGACGCCCUGGAGACCUCCCUCGUGCUCUCUCUCCCCUCUCACUUCCCCCUGCCCCUCUCUCUUCCGAGCAACCAUGCCGCCCAAACCCUAACCCGACGCCGGCCGCCCUCAACCGCCGCCGCUAGAGGCCUCCCCGCGCCCAUCCGACGACGCCACGGGCUCUGCCUCACCUUCCUCGUCCUCCCCGUGAAGGGAAUCGGACUGAGACGCCCGCAGACGUCCGCGCCACCGCUUCUUCCCCCAUUCCGGCCGGCCCCCAAUCGCCGCCGACUAACCUUCCCCGCCUUCGCCGCCUAG